ACUAAAAUCACAUUUUUUUUUUCAUAUACUAAAAAACCAUCAACUUAGGUCUCCAUCAAAAAUUGGUGGGGGUGGUGGUGGUGGAAUAAUUAACUUGUGUGCUUCACCCUCAGCCACCAUUUUUUCUGCCUCCAAAUCUUUUUUACAAUGAUCUUUAUCUUCUUCCUCAAGUGAUAAGUGGCUUUGAUUGAUCUGAAUAUUUUACAAGAGAGAAGCAGAUCUGUGGAUCAACAACAAACUCUAGAGGAUCAUUACAAUUAUCAUCAAAGGUUUUGAUUUUGUGGAUCAACAAAAGAUAUGAAUUCUUUUACACAUGUUCCUCCAGGUUUUAGAUUCCACCCUACGGAUGAAGAAUUAGUUGAUUAUUACCUCAGAAAAAAGAUUGCUUCAAAAAGAAUUGACCUUGAUGUCAUUAAGGAAAUUGAUCUUUAUAAAAUUGAGCCAUGGGAUCUUCAAGAAUUGUGCAGGAUUGGAAGUGAGGAGCAAAAUGAAUGGUACUUUUUUAGUCAUAAAGACAAGAAGUAUCCAACAGGGACUAGAACAAAUAGAGCUACAAAAGCAGGAUUUUGGAAAGCAACUGGAAGAGAUAAGGCUAUUUAUCGUAAGCAAUGUUUAGUUGGAAUGAGAAAGACAUUGGUAUUUUAUAAAGGUCGAGCACCAAAUGGACAAAAAUCAGAUUAUAUAAUGCAUGAGUACAGACUUGAAACCAAUGAGAAUGCCAAUACUAUUCAGGAAGAAGGUUGGGCAGUGUGUAGAGUAUUCAAGAAAAAACUAGCAACAUCAAUAAGGAGAGAAGGAGACCAAUUAUACCAACACGAGUCACUAUGUUGGUAUAACGAUGACCAAUUAGUCUCCAAUUUCACGCCUAAUUUUGACUCUCCACAACGUAACAGUUUUCCAAAUCCAUAUAAUGUUACACCUUCAUACCAUCAUCAAUUACCCUACAACAAUAUGCAUCAACAGUACCCUCAGAAUAAUGAUGCAUUAUUUCUUCAACUCCCUCAAUUAGAGUCUCCAAAAAUCCCUCUACCCUAUGGAUCAAUCAACAACAACUCAAUUUACAAUAACAACAACAACUAUGAUCAAGUGACCGAUUGGCGAGUACUCGAUAAACUUGUUGCAUCUCAAUUAAGUACUCAACAAGAUGGCUGCAAUGCUGCUUGCUCUAGUUCCCCAGCAUCUGAAAAAAUGAACAUGCAGCUUCAAAGUGAUACUAAGGGACAAGAAAUGAGUUCAGAAAUUGCCUCAUUAUCUGCUUCAAGUUCACAAUUUGACAAUUUAUGGAAGUAAUAUAUAAUCAUAGAAAAUAUAUGAUGAUGAUUGGAUUUGAUAUAUGUACUUAUAAAUUGUUUCAGUUUAUGUACAUAAUAAAACUCAAAUAUGGUACGUGAUGUAUUAGAGGUUUAAAAAAUUUGUAUUCAUCUAUAAGAAUG
Molecule: messenger RNA, 1433 nt
Organism: Solanum stenotomum
Lineage: Eukaryota; Viridiplantae; Streptophyta; Magnoliopsida; Solanales; Solanaceae
Product: NAC domain-containing protein 7-like
Exons: 5
Coding region: 298-1290 (330 amino acids)
Biological process (GO): regulation of DNA-templated transcription
Molecular function (GO): DNA binding
Source: RefSeq, a predicted model, not a curated record